GUGUGUUUUACUACGUCGUGCGUCGUUUACGUUCAACAAGCGCGUAAUCGGUACGAGAAUUACUUUGAAUUCGCGUACCCUUUAGGGUUGUUAUAAGUGCUAAAACCAGUAGGUGCUCUCGAUGUGACCCGUCAAACCCGUGUCUUGUGCUUGUGAUCCGUGCGGCGCGGCACCCUGCGCCAUCUUAUGAUCUUUGUCGAACGAUUUGUCAAAAACUCCCAUCGCAACCAAGCAACCAGCGACAUUUUAUGUUCUUCACCAACGCGUUUCGUUGGACUUUGCACAAAGAAUUACUUCUUCGCGAAACAGUGUGUAGUGCGCUAGUUUGAGCUAGUUGUCCACCAAAAUGCAUUCAUCCCGAGGGCCUGCAAUGAAUACCGUUUCGAUUGGUACCGAUUCCAGUAGUGGGCAGCCCUUGGCAGGCAAAAAAGAUUACUGUGACAGUGCCAACACGGACUCCGGUUUCCUGUCCGGAGCUAACCUCCACACGUCGGAAAGCCUGUACUCCACCGAGAGUCUCCCGCCUCAGUCCGGCGCUAAUCAGAGCGGUGCAUCUGUUGCUACCGCUCCGUCGUCCGCCAUCGACGAGAAGGAGGCGGCAGCAGCCGACGACGAACAGGACUCGGGGAUGCUGCCGGACGCGGAGCCCAGUUCGCAGGAGUGCGAUAUCAUGGACAUUUGCCAACGUCUCGAUCGAUUGAUGAAACGCGAAGGAUUGCCAUGGUACCAGCAAAACGAAAUGGGAGACACUUCGCUCCAUCUGGCAGUUUAUGAGGAAAACGACGAGUUGGUUCGGAAGCUGACGGCCACUGUUCCGCGGCAGUUUCUGAACAUCCAAAACGAUGCCGGCCGGACGGCCCUACACUGGGCGGUGCUGCUGGAUCAACCGAGAAUCGUCCGGCGUUUGGUGACUGCGGGCGCCUGCCUUACAACGCGCGAUCCGUACGGCAACACGGCGCUGCACCUGGCCUGUGGCCAAGCGAAUGUACGCUGUGCGAAGGAACUGCUGGCGCCCCCGAGUGCGGUCGAGCUGCAGGAAAACAAUCUAGUCGUUGUAAAAGUUCCCCAGGAUCUGGAACAGUGGAACUACGAUGGAAAGACCUGCGUGCAUCUGGCCGCUGAAGUGGGCAGCAUACCGGUUCUACGGUGUUUAAUCAACGCAGGAGCGAACAUUAACGCCAGGGAAGGAAAAGCAGGACGCUGUCCGCUACACAUCAGCAUCGACCGAGGGAACGAAGAGCUGGCCAACUUUCUGCUGGACGAGUGUCCUCGAGUUUCGCUCGAACUGGAAACGUACGCCGGGCUCACGGCGUAUCAGCUGGCGGUGCUGCAGAAUAAGCGAGUCCUUGCGGAGGGUUUGACCAUGCGGGGCGCCAGCAACGUUUCGCCACCGGAAAGUGACAUUGAAUCUGACUCCGAAGACGAACUGAUGAUCAGUAACUACGAUGGAACGAAUGUUUUUUCUGCCACUUUCCCCGGAUUGUCGACCAUAAAUGUGUCGUAAGCUCAGCCGAACGCCGAACCCGGGGGCCACAUUGGGGAAGCAUUAUUUCCAUCAAAAGAGCCAUAGGGACAGGAAGCUUGUUUGUAGUUUUCAUGCUUCCGGGCGUAUCAAGUAAGGAGACAUAGAACGAAAAACAAUUAAUUGAAACGGCCACAAUCCGCAGAUCUAACAAUCUGUUGUCAUCCAGAACGAAACGAUUCAUCAAGGGACCAUUUCUAGCGCUAGAGCCCCCCCACACUUGAGCAAGUAGUGUAUGCCAUUCGAAAGUCACAACUUUUCGGAGAAUCGCGCUUUGCACAACGAUCGAGUAUUUCCCCCCUAUUGUGCAGAGAGGGUUAAAUCUGUAUACGCGUACCCGUGUAGAUUAUAUGCGUGUGCGUAUCACAAGUGCCUUACGUGUUAGAUGCGGAUCCCCAUUUGUAUACCAUUUACCGUCGAAAAAGGCGGAUACAACCGAAUACCAACACCCGAGAAGAGUUCGUUGUGGAUAAUAUAAGUUUGUAAAAACAGAGAAACAACAUCCCAAAAAUCGCAGGGUUAUCGUUUUUAUCAUCCUUCAUCCCGUUUCGCUUAUCGCUCUGUGAACACAGCAACAGAGCGGCCACAACGGUCGCCACUCGUUGCCUCGUUCGCGCCAUACUCGCGUAAUGUAAAAGUUGUUUGUAAAAAUGCAAAAGAAAUACUAUAAACGCCCUUUCGAAAACCAGCACACAUCACGCUAUGGUGAAGCACCCCUCUGGCGGCGGCCUCUGGUGGCAUUAGAGGAAGCUUAAUCUGAACCACCUUUCGUUGAGAAAGCGAGAUAAUAUACAUAUUAACAAAUAUUUAAUUUAUGUAAUUCAAUUAACUACCCGUAAGCGUACUGUAAAUGUAACGAUGGUGAAAUAGAAAAGAAACAAAAUAAAGAAUUA
Messenger RNA from Anopheles cruzii, 2415 nucleotides. It is a transcript of the gene cact, whose product is annotated as NF-kappa-B inhibitor cactus. Gene Ontology annotation, molecular function: protein binding. Bases 347 to 1504 code for a protein of 385 amino acids. Lineage: Eukaryota; Metazoa; Arthropoda; Insecta; Diptera; Culicidae. The transcript has 5 exons. The record is from RefSeq and is a predicted model, not a curated record.